Messenger RNA from Zalophus californianus (California sea lion), 3609 nucleotides. RefSeq names its product coenzyme Q3, methyltransferase (gene COQ3). Gene Ontology annotation, biological process: ubiquinone biosynthetic process. The record is from RefSeq and is a predicted model, not a curated record. Bases 297 to 1229 code for a protein of 310 amino acids. The transcript is spliced from 7 exons. Lineage: Eukaryota; Metazoa; Chordata; Mammalia; Carnivora; Otariidae. Gene Ontology annotation, molecular function: 2-methoxy-6-polyprenyl-1,4-benzoquinol methyltransferase activity.
AGGGUCAUCGCAAGACUUGACUACUUUCGGUCCGGUCCCUCGCUGUCGGCUGAACACCGGACCCGGGUUCUCGCCCUCCCCUUCCCGGAGACUGGGAAAAAUAACAGGACUACUGGUCCUGGCCGAGGAGGGCACAGCCUCCCGGCCGCCGCCAUGUAUCCAGCGACCUGUGCCUUUUUUUGGUUGAGCCCUGGACUCGGGAGCCGGCGACCACUCUAUGCCUGCUGGAGUCUCAAGAGAAUCAGUUCAGUUGGACUCCACAAAGUAAACCAUGGGUUUUCAGUGACUACAGAAUCAUGUGGUUCAAAUCCUACAAAAUGACUUUUACCUGCUUGAAUAGAAUGAAAAUUUACAGGUACCCUUGGCCAAGGCUGUACGGUACUUCUCAAAGCACUGUAGACAGCAGUGAGAUAAAAACAUUCCUGGCCCUGGCUCACAGGUGGUGGGAUGAACAAGGAGUAUAUGCAGCUCUUCAUUCGAUGAAUGACCUGAGGGUGCCAUUUAUUAGAGACAAUCUUUUAAAAACAGUUGCUCAGCACCAGCCAGGAAAACCUUUGUCUGGGAUCAAGAUUCUUGAUGUUGGCUGUGGUGGUGGAUUAUUAACAGAACCUCUAGGGCGGCUUGGAGCUUCGGUUAUUGGAAUCGAUCCUGUGGCUGAGAACAUUAAGAUAGCACAGCACCAUAAAUCAUUUGAUCCAGUCCUAGAUAAGAGGAUAGAGUACAGAGCAUGUUCCCUGGAAGAGAUUGUGGAAGAGACGGCAGAAACAUUUGAUGCUGUUGUAGCUUCUGAAGUUGUAGAACAUGUGAUUGAUCUAGAAACAUUUAUACAGUGCUGCUGUCAAGUGUUAAAACCUGGUGGUUCUUUAUUCAUUACUACAAUCAACAAAACACAGCUGUCUUAUGCCUUGGGAAUUGCCUUUUCAGAGCAAAUUGCAGGUAUUGUACCAAAAGGCACUCACACAUGGGAGAAGUUUGUUUCACCUGAAAAGCUAGAGAGCAUUCUGGAAUCAAACGGUCUGUCAGUUCAAACUGUGGCAGGAAUGGUCUACAACCCCUUCUCAGGUUAUUGGCAUUGGAGUGAAAUUACCAGCCUGAACUAUGCAGCUCAUGCUGUGAAGUCCACAGAACAGGAACACCCAGUGCCUGAGUUUGUUUUCAAGGGGGAAAGAGAAGAGCUCAGACAUAAAGACUCCACCAACCCAGGUGUGCAGGAAGAGCUGAAGAAGUGAAUUGUUUCUAAGGACUAUGUAUAAUAUGGCUUGAAAGUCUGAUGUUUACAUAUGUCAAAAACCUACACUUUGUCAUUUGUGAGUGGAUCACGAAGAAAAGAAAAUCAACAAAAAGGGCUAAAACCUUGGAUAAAAGUUUUGAUUGUUUCAUCUAAUAGCCACUUUCAAGGGAUUAUUCUGUGGAUAAAAAGUUUUGGCAAGGUAUUGUGUAAUCUAGGCAUUUAAAUUCCUCAGCCUUUGUUUUAUAAAUAGGGUAUGCAUAUUUGACUUCACUUUACAGAUUAUAUAUAUUCAUCCAGCAUGUAUGCACAUACGUAUAUGCCGAAAUGUGUUUUAAUUUAAAGGAAUCUGCAUUAUCUAUGUUCUUUAUCGGGUUUUAGCUAAAGGCAGUUAUGCUUCUGACUUAUGAAAACCAAAUAUAGUUUUAUGCCACUUAUAUUUGGGAAGACAAAAUGUAUUUUUUCCUUUAAAUUUUAGUAUGUUGGAAAGCAAAUGGAUUGUUAAAUCUAUGCCGCGUUUGGAUUCAAACAUUAAAAUCAAGAAGUUCGGAUGAUGUUGGACAUACUUCUAUAUAGUUCCAUAAAUGUUUUAUUGUGACUUUUUUUUUAAGUAGAAAGUAUUUUUUAAAACUCAAUUAAAAAUUCAGUUAUGGAAAUUUUCUUCUUUGGCUAACAUUUUUAUAAUUGAAGGGACUGACUUGAAAUGUAUUUUUAUGCUUCUUGAAGUAUGUGAGUCCCUGGCUUUUUCUGAAAGUCCAGAUGCUCUAUAUAAAGACAUUCAUAGACACCGUUGACCCAGUGUGACAAACAUGGAUUGAAUGUGUGUGACCCAGAUGGAAGGUCAGCUUUUUAACUUCCUAUCAUUUUUCACUUUUACACUCAUGUUUCCUGUAUUCCUUUGUCGGUGUCUGUUAGAAUUAGCUCCUCAGGCAAACACUUCCCAGCCACCUUAGCUUAUCAUUUGCUUGUUCUCAGCGGCAUUAUAGGGGAGGAAACUGAAAUUUAAAGAAUUAAAAGAGGAAUUUUAACUUCAGUUGCUAUUGCGUAAUUAAGGUGCUAAAAAUUAGGAGCUUCCAUUGGCCUCCCUUUAAAAGUUAGAUUCUUAGUCCGAAUUCUAGUAGUUUUAUUACCAAAACAAAGCUUCCUCGUUCUGUUAGGAAAAAAAAAAAGUGUUGGUAUAAAAGAGUAAUCUAAGACCAGUGUAAUGGAACUGAUUAAAAAGCAGUCCCCCAAACAAGUGUGUUUAUUUUAGAGAAAAAACACUAACUUUCAGUUAUUAAAAAUACAUUCUUAAGUGCUGGAAGUUCAGGGCGAUUCAGUAAUAACUACUUCUGUGUUUCUCUUGACUUCCAAUGGGAUGAAAAGAUGAAAAUUUUGUGCCUCUCUGUAUAAUCUAAUUUGAUCUUUCAGGCCAAUUUCAACCAAAUUUCAGGAGAAAUAGGUUCAAAAAGACACUACAAAUUUUUUUAAGUGUAUAUUUGUAGAGUGAGGAUUGCCCAGCUGGGGAAAAGUAUUAAUUCUGAGAACUACCAACUUUUGAAAAGCAGUAAUCUAGCAAUUAGGGCUAGAUUAGGGAGUUUCACCUGCAAACCUUCCCUCAGGAACUCUGGGUUCAUGAGAAUGCCCUGCAAGAAAUAAUGAUAGAGACUUUAUGACUAAUGGUCCAGCAAAAGAGACUGUAAACCUGACUUAGAAUGAAAAAGAACAAGGCUCAGAGAGCAAGAAGUUGAAUUUGCAGGCAAUCUUAAUUUGGGGUGAGGGGAACAACCAUGGGAAGCUGGGCAAUGACCUUGACCACCUUGCUCAGUCAGGCUGUAAUUAGAAAAACUGCUAGACCAUCUGAGAGGUUGGCUCAAAGGACUACAAGCACUAGGAGAGCAAAACUUUCGGCACUUAGAAGUAGCCAUGAAUGAUGGUAGCAAGGGUCACGUGGCAAGGCAGGUGGUAACAGAGAUCAAGGGGUGUAGCUUUUCCCAAAACUUCUGCAAGGAACAGUGGGAUCCAGCACCCAGCACAUAUAUGCAAAACCCCCUGGGAACCUGCAGGAGCCUUCUGGAAGCAGGGUUCUAGAAACUAGCCUGGUUAAGAGACUAGAAUAAAAAGCAACUGCAGUUGUUACAAAAGCGCUGAUUGUUCCCAAAGUUGCUAUGUUCUGGGGAAAAUAAGUGCCAUGCAGGCGUAUAAAACAUUGCUGUAUUUGUGUGUUCUAUAUUUUUCCUGAAGACAAAACAUCACAAAAGAAUUGUCUUUAAAUCUUUUAUUCUAUGGGGCGCCUGGGUGGCUCAGUCAGUUGAGUAUCUGCCUUCGGCUCAGGUCAUGGUCCCAGGGUCCUGGGAUCGAGCCCCGUAUCAGGCUCCCUGCUCAUCGGGGAACCUGCUUCU